AUGUCUAGACAACCGCGUCCUCAUCUACAGCACCAGUCUCCGCGCCACGCCCACCAGUACCACCACCAGCACCACCAACAGCAGCACGAAGUCGGGUACUAUUCGUCAUCGCGCGACAGUAUCGCGUACAUAAAUCGCGCGGCUAACGUCAGUUCGGCGGCAAGUGAACUCGAUUUGUCGCGCAAAGCUCGGCGAAAAGAUCUUCGUAAUCGGCUGAAAUUACCCUCGAGUGUCGCGCUCGCGAGUUCAGGGGAGGGGCCAUUAUUGGGGGCGUGGCGGACGGCACCUGGAUCAACGGCAGGUACCAAUCCGCCCUCGUCGAAUCACCUUAAUAGUAAUAGCAGUUGUAAUGGCACUGAGAGAUGUCAAGGCGACGUUUUGCACAUCAACUUCAUCAUUAUGGUAGUCGUAUUCCCACAGAUCGUCUACUUCGAUUCAAAGUUUAUGCCUUCAUCGUCGUGUUCAGUGUUUAUGGCAUUCAUUCCCCAAGGAGGAGACGAAUACUUCAACUUUGUCCUCAGCGGUGUGGGCUAG
This is a messenger RNA of Psylliodes chrysocephalus, 534 nucleotides long. The record is from the annotation of a GenBank genome assembly. Lineage: Eukaryota; Metazoa; Arthropoda; Insecta; Coleoptera; Chrysomelidae.